Molecule: messenger RNA, 1274 nt
Organism: Acaromyces ingoldii
Lineage: Eukaryota; Fungi; Basidiomycota; Exobasidiomycetes; Exobasidiales; Cryptobasidiaceae
Product: Cloroperoxidase
Exons: 3
Coding region: 1-1236 (411 amino acids)
Molecular function (GO): peroxidase activity
Source: RefSeq, a predicted model, not a curated record
AUGAAGCUCACUGCCACGCUCUUGGCCCUCGCGGCCGGCCUGCAAGUGACAUCUGCCUUUCCUCAUUUUGCCACCGAGGAAAACUAUCAGAAGCUCGCAGCACGCGGCAUGGUCAAGCAGCGCGCCCCCUCCAACAAUCCUGCUCGAAAGCUCGAAGUUCGCGAUCUUAUUGGAGGUCUCCUUCAGCCGCUCACCGGAGUUUUGGCCGCCAUCGAUCUUCCCACGCCUCAGAAUCAGGUUCUGGAGCUCGUCCCUGAUGCAGCUCAUCCUUAUAAAGCUCCUGGACCCACCGACAUCCGUGGUCUCUGCCCAACAAUGAACACUAUGGCCAACCACGGCUAUAUUUCCCGCAACGGAAUCACCACCUUUGCCGAGGCCGCGAAUGGUUGCCAGCAGGCGUAUGGCUUUGGCUAUGACCUCUGCACCUUCCUCUCGGCCCUCGGUCUCCUUGCUGGUGGUGACCUGGUCACGGGCAAGAUGUCCAUCUCGGGACCCGAUGCUCGUGUUCCAAACACCUUGGGUCCAGCAAAGGGCCUCGACAACCACGGCCCUUUUGAGAUCGACGGUUCCAUGUCUCGAAAUGACACCUACUUCGGUGACAACCACUCGUUCCUGAUGGAGCGGUGGAACACCAUCAGAGACUUUGCCAAGAAGUACGACAACGGUAACUUUGGUAACGCCAUGUGGAAGAAAGAGCGCAAGGCCACCUAUGACAAAGCUGUCGCCACCAACCCGGAGUUCUACGCCGGUGCCAAGUACAUUGCCGUCUCUAUCGCCGAACGCGCCUUCAUCCCUCGCGCCCUGCCUACCUUCAAGGGCGGACCCAGCCCUGGUAUCCCUGAUGCCUUCAACGUUGAGCCCUUCUUCCUCAAUGAGACGUUCCCGGCCAACUGGUUCAAGCGUGGCGAUCCAUACGGCCUCGUCGGCCUCGCUGGUGACGUUGUUGAUUACGUCACCGACCUCGACACUUUCACCAAACCUGGCCAGAACCAGGGCAUCGGUAACUUUGUCCCCUUUAGCCUGGAUCUGCCGACGGAGCCCUAUGCUGCAGGCUGCUUCCUCUUCACGACCCUUGCCGACGUUGGUGCCGGCGGUCUCGAGGGAGAGGCUGUUCACGCCAUUGGCCAGGUUGUGGAGCAGAUCAUGGCUCCCCUGUUUAAGGGCGCCUUCAACUGCGACUUUUCCGGUACCAACACGCCCUCGAGCGGCUCCGGCUCGGGCGUGAACGGCGGCUGAUUUGUUCAAGAGCCCCUCUUCGAUGUCCUGUAGCCCCC